Molecule: messenger RNA, 2198 nt
Organism: Xylona heveae TC161
Lineage: Eukaryota; Fungi; Ascomycota; Xylonomycetes; Xylonales; Xylonaceae
Product: phosphoenolpyruvate carboxykinase [ATP]
Exons: 7
Coding region: 91-1893 (600 amino acids)
Biological process (GO): gluconeogenesis
Cellular component (GO): cytosol
Molecular function (GO): phosphoenolpyruvate carboxykinase (ATP) activity; ATP binding
Source: RefSeq, a predicted model, not a curated record
CGCCAACCUGCCCCACUUCUCCACGAUCGUCGCCGUAGUGCAUCCUGGGGUAGAAGCUCCAGCUCCAUCAACUCACGCUCAUCGUCAACCAUGGCGUCCGCUAUAAAGCAACCCGAUCAGCCCGGCGGCAAACCCACCCAGGCAAGCGCUCUCGCAGAGGAUUAUGCUCGUCAGAUGCUCUGGAAACAACAACAUACAAAUUUUCACUCGACUUCUUUAAAAACAAUGGUGUCAACAAGCGUUAAUCGAACUUCUCUGCACCCUGGUGGAGUUGUUCCUUCCAGGGAACACACUGAGAUUGAGGAAGAGCUUCAUGAGAAGGCUCACAUUGACUAUGACCGUGUCGCGAUUGUUGCAAAUCCUUCAGUAGCUGCACUCUACGAGGAUGCUCUUGUCUACGAAACUGGGACAGCCAUCACUUCAACUGGAGCCCUGACAGCAUAUUCGGGCUCAAAAACAGGGCGGUCCCCUUCGGACAAACGGAUUGUCCAAGAGCCCAACUCUGAGAAGGAUGUGUGGUGGGGUCCUGUCAAUAAACCCAUGUCGCCCGAUGUCUGGCGAAUCAACAGAGAGCGUGCCGUCGACUAUCUCAACACGAGAAAUCGCAUCUAUGUGAUUGAUGGAUUUGCUGGUUGGGACGAACGAUACAGGAUCAAUGUCCGUGUCGUUUGCGCCCGCGCUUACCAUGCUCUCUUCAUGCGGAAUAUGCUCAUUCGCCCUACAAGGGCGGAAUUGGAGCACUUCCGACCUGACUAUGUCAUUUACAAUGCUGGGUCGUUCCCUGCAAAUAGAUUCACCACCGGUAUGACCUCUGCGACGUCGGUUGCGAUCAACUUCGCAGAGAAGGAAAUGAUUAUUCUCGGCACCGAGUACGCCGGUGAGAUGAAGAAGGGUAUCUUUACUGUCCUCUUCUAUGAAAUGCCGGUCAAGCACAACGUGCUUACUCUUCACUCUUCCGCCAAUGAGGGUAAAAAUGGAGAUGUCACAGUCUUCUUUGGACUUUCGGGUACUGGUAAAACAACGCUUUCUGCGGAUCCGAAGCGCGCCCUCAUUGGUGAUGACGAGCACUGCUGGAGCGACCGCGGCGUUUUCAACAUUGAAGGCGGCUGUUAUGCUAAAUGCAUUGGCCUGUCUGCGGAGAAAGAGCCUGACAUCUUCAAUGCCAUCAAAUUUGGCUCCGUUCUGGAAAAUGUUGUCUUCAAUCCCGAAACCCGUGAUGUGGAUUAUGACGAUUCCAGUUUGACUGAGAACACACGAUGUGCCUAUCCCAUCGAGUACAUUGAGAAUGCAAAGAUUCCGUGUCUCACUUCUCAUCACCCUACCAACAUCAUUCUCCUGACUUGUGACGCACGAGGUGUCCUCCCGCCAAUUUCAAAGCUCACUUCUGAACAAAUCAUGUUCCACUUCAUCUCCGGAUACACCUCGAAGAUGGCUGGAACCGAGCAGGGCGUGACCGAGCCUCAAGCGACUUUCUCAUCUUGCUUCGCGCAGCCGUUCUUGGCACUGCACCCGAUGCGCUAUGCGAAGAUGCUUGCAGAUAAGAUUGCUCAUCACAAGGCAAAUGCCUGGCUUUUGAACACUGGUUGGGUUGGUGCUGGCGCCACCACUGGUGGAAAGCGUUGCCCACUCAAGUAUACCCGUGCCAUUCUCGAUUCCAUUCACUCUGGUGAACUAGCCAAGGCCGAAUAUGAGACUUACGAGACCUUCAACCUUCGAGUACCAACGACCUGUUCUGGCGUGCCCUCGGAAUUGCUCAACCCCAAGAAGUCCUGGGCCGGCCAGGCCGACUUCAAAGAUGAAGUUACUAAACUCGGCAAACUCUUUGUGGAGAACUUUAAGAAAUACGAGGAUGAAGCGACGCCUGAAGUUAUCAAGGCAGGACCUGAUGUAUAAUCUCAUGGAUAAUACAUUCAGUCAAUGGAUCGGAGCUCUAUUGGGCAUUUGGUAUUUGCUUUUUCGUUCAGGGGAUAUUUACUGUGUUGAUCUCACUGUUAGGCUUUCACUUACUUACCUAUUGAUGAAGCUUCAAAGACAAUUUGAAGUAGGAUUUGCUUGAAUGUGUACUUUACUGCCCGGCGGGGUUUGAGUUUUACCAUUCAUUGUCAGUAUAUUUGUGCGAUAUUUGAAACCAUUGAGAUGUAUUUUACCAAGACUGAAAUAUCGGAAAUAAAUACAUUGAACUAAUUUUCUGCAUCGUG